Messenger RNA from Manis javanica (Malayan pangolin), 4473 nucleotides. The record is from RefSeq and is a predicted model, not a curated record. Lineage: Eukaryota; Metazoa; Chordata; Mammalia; Pholidota; Manidae.
GCCCUGGUGGGCCUGGGUGGGCAGGGGCUGCCCCAGGGCCAGUGCAAGAGCCAGAAGCCGCCUGGCUCUCGGUGGGACAAGCCGAGCAGAUCUCAACACCCACUGCUGAUGAUAAUGUCACUGCCCAGCCCUCUGAGCGAGGCCCAAGCCCUGUGCACCAUUUCUUUUCGCCCUCCCAAUUUCCUGCUGGGAAGGCUACUGUUCUUAUUGCCAUCCACACUUUAAAGUCGAGGAGCUGGAGGCCCAGUGAGGUUAAGUGACUUGUCCCGCCGCACCCAGCUGGUAAGCUGCAGAGGCCGAACUCGAGCCCAGGCUCUGAUGGCUGCCCUCGUAAUCACAGCUGUUCCCACGAGACAAAAACGGGUGAUCAGUGAGAGGUAGAUGAGUGUGGGAAAAAGCUGGAAUGGGAGAGGGGAAAUGACAGAAAGAGAGGGUGAAGAGGGAGGGAGGGAGGCAGGGAGCACUGCCCGCCCAGCCGCACAGGAGCUCCCUUCCCUCCGGUCACUGCCUUAUGCCGCGGACAGCACCUUCCCUUCCGGCCGGCUGGCCCCGGGGCCCCGGCCCGUCCUCCGCAGAGGCAGCCCCUCGGCUUCCCGGGAAGCGCUCUUUCUCUGAUUGGCAUUGAAACGUACAGCCCUCCCUUUUCCUGUAGGUGGGGUUUCCAUAGGAAAAAGCUGCUUUUCUGUUUCCCCAGCUUAGCAACUGUUUGGAAGGCAGAUCCCCUCAUCCUGCUCCACUGGGUCAAGUCCCUCUCAGACCGGCUUCUGACCAUCAUUUGCUGAAGCGGACAAACGGGCGCCCCUAUGCAGGGUCUUCCCAGCGAUUUCACUUCAUCCGUGCUUGGACCGCUCAGGUCUCUUCAGAUGAAGAUGGCCUUGCCUGGGAAUCCCUCUCAUUCCAUCGUCAUCUAGUUAUGGGACGAGGUUGUGCCAGCAGGUCUGGGGGCAGAAGAACGGGGCAGAUCAAGCUCCCCAGGAAGCACUGGAGGACUUGCCCGGCCUUGAAGCACUCUAGUGGUUUCUGAAUCUAGCCGCUCUGGUGGUAAGCAUGAUGCGACUGCUGCCGUUCCUACUGGGGCUCUGGGGGCCAGGUGGCUAUUUGCUCCUCUCAGGGGACUGUCAGGAGGUGGCCACUCUCACUGUGAAGUACCGAGUAUCAGAGGAAGUGCCGCCCGGCACGGUGAUAGGGAAGCUGUCCCAGGAACUGGGCUGGGAGGAGAGGCAGGGGCCAGCGGGGGCUGCCUUCCAGGUCUUGCAGCUGCGUCAGGCCCUCCCCAUCCGGGUGGGCUCCAAGGACGGCCUGCUCAGCACCGGGACGCGGCUGGACCGAGAGCAGCUUUGCCGGCAGCAGGAUCCCUGCCUGCUUUCCUUUGACGUGCUUGCCACAGGGGAUUUGGCUCUGAUCCACGUGGAGAUCCAGGUACUGGACGUCAACGACCACCAGCCACGGUUCCCCAAAAAUGAACAGGAGCUGGAAAUCUCAGAGAGUGCCUCUCUGCGCACCCGGAUCCCCCUGGACAGAGCUCUCGACCCGGACACUGGCCCCAACACCCUGCACUCCUACACCUUGUCUCCCAGUGAACACUUCGCUCUGGAUGUCAUCGUGGGGCCUGAUGAGGCCAAACAUGCGGAGCUUGUGGUGGUGAAGGAGCUGGACCGGGAAAUCCACUCGUGUUUUGAUCUGGUGCUGACUGCUUAUGACAGUGGGAGCCCCCCCAAGUCAGGCACCAGCUUGGUCAAGGUUAACGUCCUGGACUCCAACGACAAUAGCCCUGUGUUUGCUGAAAGUUCGUUAGCACUAGAAAUCCGGGAAGAUGCCGCCCCUGGCACUCUCCUCAUAAAUUUGACGGCCACUGAUCCCGACCAGGGCCCCAAUGGGGAAGUGGAGUUCUUCCUCAGUAAGCAUGUGUCUCCAGAGGUGCUGCACACCUUCCACGUAGAAGCCAAGACAGGCCAGGUGAUCCUGCGUCAGCCCCUCGACUACGAGAAGAAUCCUGCCUACGAGGUGGAUGUCCAGGCAAGGGACCUGGGUCCCAGUCCCAUCCCAGCCCAUUGCAAAGUUCUCAUUAAGGUCCUGGAUGUCAACGACAAUGCGCCGAGCGUCCAUAUCACGUGGGCCUCCCAGCCAUCCCUGGUGUCGGAAGCUCUUCCCAAGGACAGUUUCAUCGCUCUUGUCAUGGCAAAUGACUUGGACUCAGGAAACAAUGGUCUGGUCCACUGUUGGCUGAGUCAAGAGCUGGGCCACUUCAAGCUGAGAAGGACGAAUGGCAACACAUACAUGCUGCUAACCAACGCCACGCUGGACAGAGAGCGGUGGCCCAAAUAUACCCUCACUCUCUUGGCCCAAGACCAAGGACCGCAGCCCUUAUCAGCCAAGGAACAGCUCAACAUCCAGGUCAGUGAUGCCAACGACAACGCCCCAGUGUUUGAGAAGAGCAUGUACGAGGUCUCCACUAGGGAAAACAACCUGCCCUCCCUCCACCUCCUUACCAUCAGGGCUCACGAUGCGGACCUGGGCAUUAAUGGAGAGAUCUCAUACCGCAUCCAGGACUCCCCAGUCUCUCACUUGGUAGCUAUUGACUCAGACACAGGAGAGGUCACUGCGCAGAGGUCACUGGACUAUGAACAGAUGGCCAGCUUUGAGUUCCGCGUGAUCGCGGAGGACAGGGGGCAGCCUCAGCUUGCAUCCAGCGUCUCUGUGUGGGUCAGCCUCCUGGAUGCCAACGAUAAUGCCCCAGAGGUGACUCAUCCCAUACUCAGUGAUGGAAAAGCCAGCCUCUCCGUGCUCGUAAAUGCCUCCACAGGCCACCUUCUGGUGCCCAUUGAGACUCCCAGUGGCGUGGGCCCAGUGGGUGCCGACACCUCACCACUGGCCAUCCACGGCCCCCGGCCAUUCCUUUUGGUAACCAUUGCAGCGAGAGAUGCAGACUCCGGGGCCAAUGGAGAGCUCCUCUACAGCAUCCGGAGUGGGAAUGAAGCCCAGCUCUUCGUCCUCAGCCCCCACCUGGGGCAGUUGUUCAUCAACACCACCAAUGCCAGCAACCUCAUUGGGAGUGAGUGGGAACUGCAAAUAGUGGUAGAAGACUGUGGCAGCCCCUCCUUGCAGACGCAGGCCCUGCUGAGGGUCUUGUUUGUCACCAGCGUAGAUCACCUGAGGGACUUGGCCCGUGAGUCUGGGGCGCUGAGCACCUCGGUGCUGACGGCGGUUUGCCUGGUUGUGCUGCUGGCCAUCUUCGGGUUGAUCUUGGCUCUGAUUGCGUCUAUCUGCCGCACAGAGAAGAAAGACAACAGGGCCUACAACUGUCGGGAGGCUGAGUCUACUUACCGCCACCAGCCCAAGAGGCCCCAGAAACACAUCCAGAAGGCAGAUAUUCACCUCGUGCCCGUGCUCAGGGGCCAGGUGGAUGAGCCCGGAGGAGGUGGGCAGCCCCACAAGGAUGCUGGCAGGGAAGCAAUGAUGGAAGCAGGCUGGGACCCCUGCCUGCAGGCCCCCUUUCACCUCACACCGACCCUGUACAGGACCCUGCGUAACCAAGGCAACCAGGGAGUGCAGCCAGAGAGCCGAGAGGUGCUGCAGGACACUGUCAACUUCCUCUUCAACCACCCCAGGCAGAGGAAUGCCUCUCGCGAGAACUUGAAUCUCCCUGAGCCCCAGCCUGCGACCGGUCAGCCACGCUCAAGGCCCCUGAAGGUCACGGGCAGCCCCACAGGGAGGCUGCCUGGGGAGCAGGGCUGCGAGGAGGCCCCGCUGAACUCACCAGCCUCCUCUGCAACCCUGAGGCGGCAGCGGAAUCUCAACGGCAAAGUGGCCCCUGAGAAAGAGUCAGGCCCCCGUGAGAUCCUGCGGAGCCUGGUCCGGUUGUCUGUGGCUGCCUUCGCAGAGCGGAACCCCGUGGAGGAGCUCACUGUGGAUUCUCCUCCUGUUCAGGGAUGGUACCUGAUCUCACACCCGUAUCUGCUCCUCUGCAUCCCAGAUAACGUUCCCGGUGCCAGGCUUCCUGCUCAAGGCACACUUCUGUUUGGCCAGGCCAUCAGCUCAGGUUUCCUGUGGCGCAAGGAUGCAGCUUCCUUCCCCAGGAAGCCACCUGAGGGGACCCAGCUGCUCUCUGAGGAGCCUUGCCCUGGGCUGUAUACAGACCCAGAGGUUGCCCAGAGCCAUCAUUCCUUCAAGUGCUUACUAAGUGAGUUCUUUGUGCCAAACACUGUGCUCGUUGUUGGUGAACAGACAGCGGACAGCAGGCACCGUGGGUGACCCCACCGUGGUGAUGGAAGGAAGGCGGCCUGGUGGGGAUCUACUAGAAAGUAAGAGGCAGCCUGCCUAAAUGCUCAUAUAUUCCUAGAAGCACAGUGCCACGGUGGAUUUGGAUCGGGGUCCAAAUUCAAAUUCCAGCCCUGCCAUUAAUAGCUUUGUAGAGCCUGUGAGCCUCAGGUUUCACUUCUGCAAAAUGGGUGUGGUGGAAUCUUCUCCCUUGGG